GGAUUGAAUUUAAAUAUCGGCUUUGCUAUAAAAGCCCAGUCUAUCCCCAUAUGGUAAUCCAUAAUCGGUUGUAUUUGUCAGCAGACCAGACUCCCCAUGAUUAGUUUGGAGAUUGGACUGGUCCUACUAGGGUUUUUAGUGCCAUAUGGACAUGGCCUUGUGCACUUCGAGAAACUUCAACCUGGAGAGGAUGGUGGUUGCAAGGGCAAAACGGGCAAUGCUUUGAAGGUGGGAGAAACGGAAAAGGACGAAAAUACCUGUGGAGUUUACGUUUGUCAAAACGACAAGGGUGAUGCCUUGAUCCACUACUGCCAAUUACCGGCCACAUUUCAGGAGUGCUCCGAUGAAGGGGUCUCCACCGUACUCCCAUUUCCCGAGUGUUGUUGGAUCUGCGUAGAAUGGGAGGAUUGCGAUGAGGGUGGAGAGGGAGCAGGCGGAGAAGGUGAUGGAGGUGGUGGUGGUGGUGAUGGGGGUGGUGAGGAACCAGGUGAAGAAGCAGCUGAAGAAGCAGCUGAAGAAGCAGCUGAAGACGCGGGUGAGCGAAAAGAAGAAAAGGAAGAGAAGGAAGAGAAGGAAGAAAAGGAAGAAGGUGGCGAGGAGGCCAAAGAAGAAGGCGGAGAAGCCGAAGAAAGGCGAAAAUACAAACAUAAACUAUUCUAGAUAAUACCUACAAAAAUAAAGUGAAUUACAGAAACUUGUGGGAAAUAUUAUAAAAGAGUUUCAGGGAAAUGUGCCAUCACUUUAUAAAUAGUAAUUUAAGAUCAAUGUAGAUCCAGAAAAACGUUUCGAAAUCUGCACCCCAAAAUCCGUAAGUCUCCACUAAAAAAGAUUUAAUGAAAAAGCAAGGCUCUGCAAUUGGUUGAAAUAAAGCAAAGACGAGAAGUAGGAGAUAUAGUACGAGAUGUACUAUCAUUUAAUAAAUAGUAACUUAAGAUCAAUGUAGAUUCAGUAAAACCUUUCGAAAUCUGCACCCCAAAAUAAUUAAGUCUCACCUAAAGUAGAAUUAAAUGAAAAUGCAAAUAAAGAAACUUGAGGGAGAUACAGUGCAAGAAUUAAGGUGAAAUGUGCUAUCAUUUAACAGAUGAAACUUAAGAUCAGUAUAGAUCCAGUAAAACCUUUCGAAAUCUGCUCCCCAAAAUACGAAAAUCUCCCCACACCUUCUGUACUCCCCCGUUCUCCGCCACUCAAGAUCCGUCCAUCGCUCGCAUCUCACAGAUACUAGCUGCAUUCUAAAGUGUCUGCGAGUGAUGAGCACGCGGCAUUUACAGACCCGGACCCAUACCCAUAACAAAGAGAGCACCGAAUAGAAUAUAGAAUGCGACAAAAGGAGAAGCACGAGGUGGAAACAAACCAUAUAGACACGAAUUGCUACAAAAAUGCCAGCUAUGCUAGAAGUAAAUGCUAAAACCGAAGGCGCACCGCGAACUGACGGCUAGACAGAGGUGGACACAAACGAAUCCGGACGGACUGUCUGACUGACGGACGGACACGGGAGACAUACUCGCGGACAAAAGGACAAACGGACGGACGGUGGGCAAAAAUAGUUUUGGGAGCGCCAUUUAAGAGGGAAAGGAACGUCUUCGACGCCGCCGAUUCUCGGUUCGCAUUGUCUCCUCGGCAAAAUGUCAGAGUCUUAAAAAUAAAAGUUAAAUGGAACGCCAAAAAAUGUAUACAAUAUCAAAGUUCAGCAGAAGAAAAGGCAAAGUUUUUACUAAAGAAAUCCAUUAGGAUUAUGUGUUGUACAUGAUUUUAGUCUGGGACAUCCCCACAUUUUCGAAAAAAGUUUUUAGCUAAAGCAUUGUAUAAUCAAAAAAAAUUUCCAUUUUAAAGUUAAUUAAUUCUCACAAAAACCAAUUUUUGAUGAUUUCACAAGAAAUAAAUUGAGUAGGUUUUCAAAGUAAAGUAAAUCAUUUGAUACUAAAAACCAUGACCCUUUUUGGGUCAGCCUGAAAUGCUACAAAAUAAUCAGCAGUCAUUAUAAUCUAAAUAUAAUUAAAAUUUAUUUUUCUAGUACG
This is a messenger RNA of Drosophila suzukii, 2015 nucleotides long. RefSeq lists its product as uncharacterized. NCBI's taxonomy places the organism in Eukaryota, Metazoa, Arthropoda, Insecta, Diptera, Drosophilidae. The record is from RefSeq and is a predicted model, not a curated record.